AUGGAAGCUCUCGACACCUACACCUCCCUACCCUUAACGAUCGACCCAUCAACGAAAUCCAUUUCCAGCAGCGAUCCCACUCUCAACUACGAAAUCGAAGAACUCAACAAGACCGUCCGCGCCUUCGUCUCCCUCGACACACCCAACCAAAUGCCUCCCCCGCCCGCACCCGUGAAACCGCAGCGCUCGGCGCAAAUCACCAAGCUCAAAGAAUCCGGCAAUGCAUCGUACAAGAAAGGGCAAUUCGCCGACGCGAUCAAGAUGUACGAUCUCGCGAUUCAGAUGGCGAGUACGCGCCCUACCUGGGAGGCUUCCGGGCUCGUGAGGGAGGAACUGUCUAUGCUGUACAAUAAUCGAUCGCAAGCGUUGAUGGCGCAGCAGAAUUGGGCGGAAGCGGGUGUUGAUGCGGAGAUCAGCGUGGAGAUGAAGAAGAUGGGGAAUGUGAAGGCUUGGUGGCGACGAGGGCAGUGUUUGCGGGAGAUGGGGAGGUUGGGAGAGGCGGUGGAGUGGGUCCGGAAUGGGUUGGAUUUCGAGAGGAUGGGGCCCGAGAAGGGGAGUGUGGGGGAGUUGGAGCAGCUCUUGAGGGAGAUUGAGAAGGGUUUGGCAAAGUGA
Molecule: messenger RNA, 612 nt
Organism: Lecanosticta acicola
Lineage: Eukaryota; Fungi; Ascomycota; Dothideomycetes; Mycosphaerellales; Mycosphaerellaceae
Source: the annotation of a GenBank genome assembly